CUGUAUUCAUUCACUCUCUUCCUUAAUCGUUCACAUCUUUGGCUAUUCUUUUUCCACCACUGCUUUCGACAUAAUGGCCACUCUACCACCGAUUGCGUCCGACUUUUGUCCUCCCUUCGCGCCAUUCUUUGGACUCAUGGGUGUUGCCAGCGCUAUGGUUUUCAGCAGCAUGGGAGCAGGAUAUGGUACUUUCAAAUCUGGAAUCGGUAUCUCGGGCAUGGGAACCUUCCGUCCAGAACUCAUGAUGAAGGCACUUAUCCCCGUCGUCAUGGCUGGUAUUAUUUCAGUCUAUGGACUAGUUAUUUCUGUUCUGAUUGCAGGAUCAUUAUCUGCAACGGGAUAUUCUUUAUAUUCUGGUUUUGUACAUCUUGGUGCUGGUCUCUGUGUCGGAUUGACAGGAUUGGCGGCAGGAUACGCGAUUGGUAUUGUAGGCGACGUGUGUGUCCGAGGAUAUGCUUAUCAGCCAAGGCUAUUUGUAGCAAUGGUGUUGGUACUGAUUUUCGCAGAAGUUUUGGGACUGUACGGAAUGAUUGUGGGGUUGAUUCUGAACACAAAGGCAGCAGGAACUUGUUAAUGCGACUAUUUAUGAAGAAAAACAAAAAGAAAAUAUAUUGCUUGUAUAGCGCUUCCAUAUAUUAAAGAUAAAGACAAAAAAAAAUCACUCGAGCCAUUAAUGAUACAAGUGAGAAUGGAUCCGUGCGCAAGCAGAGGAAAAAGUUUGAGAUCAAUGUCGGAAGAAAGAACAAGG
Molecule: messenger RNA, 748 nt
Organism: Lobosporangium transversale
Lineage: Eukaryota; Fungi; Mortierellomycota; Mortierellomycetes; Mortierellales; Mortierellaceae
Product: V-type ATPase
Exons: 7
Coding region: 74-574 (166 amino acids)
Biological process (GO): proton transmembrane transport
Cellular component (GO): proton-transporting V-type ATPase, V0 domain
Molecular function (GO): proton-transporting ATPase activity, rotational mechanism
Source: RefSeq, a predicted model, not a curated record